This is a messenger RNA of Scophthalmus maximus (turbot), 958 nucleotides long. Its product is annotated as cytochrome c-a. The coding region runs from base 172 to 486 and encodes 104 amino acids. The record is from RefSeq and is a predicted model, not a curated record. Gene Ontology annotation, molecular function: heme binding; electron transfer activity. NCBI's taxonomy places the organism in Eukaryota, Metazoa, Chordata, Actinopteri, Pleuronectiformes, Scophthalmidae. Gene Ontology annotation, cellular component: mitochondrial intermembrane space. The transcript has 3 exons. Gene Ontology annotation, biological process: mitochondrial electron transport, ubiquinol to cytochrome c; mitochondrial electron transport, cytochrome c to oxygen.
CAAUGUGUUUUUUCAACUCGGACUCAACUCCUCCCUCCAGAAACCUGAUUAAGUUGCUCUGAGCUUUAAUAGUCGGUCACGUCUCAGACAAACAAGGAAGAAAUCUGAGAAGCUCGACUUUGGGAAGGAGAGGAAACUUCUACCUGGAGCUACACAAACCGGCUGUUGGUUAUGGGGGACAUCAAGAAAGGGAAGAAGGCGUUUGUCCAGAAGUGUUCCCAGUGUCACACAGUGGAAGAGAAAGGGCGCCACAAGGUGGGACCCAACCUGUGGGGCCUGUUUGGGAGGAAGACAGGUCAGGCACCUGGCUUCUCCUACACACAGGCCAACAUUAACAAAGGAAUUAUAUGGGACGAGGAAACGCUCAAUGUCUACCUACAGAACCCAAAGAAGUACAUUCCUGGUACCAAGAUGAUCUUCAGUGGCAUCAGAAAGAAAACGGAAAGAAAGGAUAUCAUAGCUUAUCUAAAGGACGCCACCUCCUAAUAAGUGACAUGUAGAACAAACAGGCCGUGGACAGAUGCGUUACACUGAGGGUUUUUUUUACGGGGUUUCACGCACUUUGCAUUUUUUGCCACUUUACUACCUGCUGGGUAUGUUUCUGUUAAUGUGUUUUUUUCUGCGUGUUUGUGUUGAAUGGUGCUGGACAGACUAGUUGAUUUUAUCCGACUUUUAUUGUUGUAAAAUCUCAUUUUGAAAUGAGAAUUCUUUGCACCAAUAUACUUUCUGAAUACUUUGUUCUUUGAUUGUUAUUGACAUAAGACCAGCAAGGUGUGAUAGAUUUGUCAUUUACUGUCAAACAUAUUCUGCUGUUGAAUAAGGGACCAUGUUAUUUUUGUAUCUUUGUAAUGUUUUCUCUUUUUUUUACUGUUUUACUCUGCCAUUACUUUUCUAGACAAUGCAUUGACCUUGACUUGAGGAAGCAGAUGUGACAAAUACAUACUAAUUUGGUCAAAUA